This is a messenger RNA of Pieris napi, 2387 nucleotides long. RefSeq names its product UNC93-like protein MFSD11. Lineage: Eukaryota; Metazoa; Arthropoda; Insecta; Lepidoptera; Pieridae. The coding region runs from base 248 to 1609 and encodes 453 amino acids. The record is from RefSeq and is a predicted model, not a curated record. The transcript is spliced from 8 exons.
AUUUACUUUGGUUGUGGAUGUGGAUUUGAGGAGGGAGUUCGUUUAGUAUUUUGGAGAAUGCAACUGAAACUAUUUAUUAUAAAAGCGUACGCGUUUCGUGCAGUAGUGUAAUAUCUUUUUGUUCUUUUAUUAUUGUUUUUUUUUUCUCUUCAUUUUAAACUAAAUACCUUCAAUACUCACGCAUAUAUAAUAGAAAGAAGACAGUGGUAAUUUUUCACAUAUUAAAUCCAAUAGAAAAUCUUUCACGAUGGAGAGAAAAUUUAUGAAUGUUAUUCUACUUGGGUUCGGAUUUAUGUUUGUUUUUACUGCAUUCCAAACUAUGGGAAACAUUGAGAAAACGAUUCUGGACAGCAUAAGGCAAGAUGACAGCACGUUUACAGCUGAUGGAUACACGUCCUUGGCCAUCAUCUACGCGACCCUCGCUAUUUGUAACUGGAUGGCACCUUCGGUGAUCACAAUAACUGGGCCCAGAGGGGCAAUGCUUAUAGGAGCUGUGACUUAUUUAUUCUUCAUAAUAACAUUCCUGUUCCCUCGAACAUGGUUACUCUAUGUGGCGAGUGUCCUAAUCGGCGCAGGAGCAGCCGCCAUUUGGACCGGCCAGGGUAACUACCUCACACUCAACAGUGAUGCUGACACCAUAUCCAGAAAUUCCGGGAUUUUCUGGGCUAUGUUACAAUGCAGUUUGUUCUUUGGCAACCUCUUCGUGUUCAUAAAGUUCCAAGGCAAAACUCAUAUAGAUGUUGAGACCCGAAAUGUGGUAUUUGGUGCUUUAACAGCAGUGUCUAUCGUUGGUAUUGUUUUCCUGCUGCUUUUGAGGCCGACACGACGGGCGCCGGCUAUUGACGAUGCCAAGUGCGAAAUCGUGGUCGAGCCGGAAGGUCCUUUGGAUGCCUUCAAAGGCGCCAUAAAGUUGUUCUGCACGCGUGAUAUGAUUUUCUUGAGUGCCGCUUUUAUUUAUACCGGUGUUGAGUUGUCAUUCUUCAGUGGAGUGUACAGUCCUAGUAUUGGGUUUACAUUGGCUAUGGGCGAGAAUGUUAAACAGCUUGUGGGUCUCUCUGGAGUAUUCAUUGGAAUGGGAGAGGUUCUUGGUGGCGCCCUCUUCGGUAUCCUAGGCAACAAAACAACUCGCUGGGGCCGGGACCCAAUCGUGAUCAUGGGUUAUUUCAUCCACAUGACCAGUUUCUUCCUCAUAUUCAUCAAUUUGCCCAAUGUAGCUCCAUUCGGUGAUACAAUGGACACCUCCUAUAUAACACCUUCGCCAUACUUGGCCAUGUUGUGCAGUUUCCUUCUUGGUUUCGGGGAUGCCUGCUACAAUACUCAGAUUUAUUCCAUAUUGGGCGGGAAAUACUCUGACAAUAGUACCUCAGCGUUUGCGCUGUUCAAGUUCACUCAGUCAUUAGCUGCAGCAGCUUGUUUCUUCUACUCAUCGAAGGCCCUGCUUUCCGUCCAAUUAGGUGUACUAGCAGUUUUAGCGUCUAUUGGUACUGCAGCCUUUUGUCGAGUAGAAUGGUCUGACAGAGCCCGAAGUCGUCUUGCUGUUGACAAUGUUGAUGAAAAAUUGUCACCCGUCACUCACUCUUUGGCGGAAAACACGUUGCACUAUGACUGAAUUUGAAAUAAGUGAGGUGAGGUGAGCAAUCACCAUUGUUGACUGUGUUACCUUUAGAAUUAUUUACUUUCCGUAACGAUUUUAAUGCAAUAAGAAAUGCUACUUAAAAAUCAAGAGCUUUUUAGUAAAAUUUGUUUUAGUGAUAUUGACUGUAAAUUUUUGUAAGAUACUUAUAUGACACUAAAAUUUUUGUAUUGUAUAUGUAUGUAGUUGUAGGAAUACCAUUACACCUUCUUUGAAAUCAUUUGCAACCUUUUUAGGAGCAAUUUGCUAAAAAAAAUGCUAUUGUUUAAUUAUAAGUAACAUUGUAACAUCCUCCAUGAUAACAAUUGCACUAACAAGAGAAGAAUAGAAUAAUAUUUUUGGAAAGUAUUAUAAAAUUAGCUAUUUAACAGUUAUUAUAAACAUCUAAUUUUAAUGUAAAUAAGCUGAUUAAUGGCCCUAUGUAGAACAUAGGAAUUACUAACAGCUUUAUUUUGAAUAAUAGAUUAAAAAUGUUACAUAACGUUUUAAGUGUUGUAUGUAAUAUAAGAAUUUAUUGUGAUGUAUAGAUAACAUUUUUUAAAAUAGGCAGAACAUUCCAAUUUAAUUUUUUAAGUAAAAUGGACAUUAUUUAAUUUAUCUAGUCAAUUUAUUUGCUAUAUUUUUGUAAACACAACAUAAAUUAUUACAACUGACUUAAAAUUCCACUCUACUUUAAAAAGCAAACAAAAGAAUAAAAUGUCCUAUUAAAUUUAAGUAUAUAAAAUAAUUAUAUUAAUAAAAUCAAUUAAACAUU